Messenger RNA from Aspergillus steynii IBT 23096, 2836 nucleotides. RefSeq lists its product as uncharacterized. NCBI's taxonomy places the organism in Eukaryota, Fungi, Ascomycota, Eurotiomycetes, Eurotiales, Aspergillaceae. The transcript has 5 exons. The record is from RefSeq and is a predicted model, not a curated record. Bases 28 to 2805 code for a protein of 925 amino acids.
CUUCUAUUAGUCCUCGGUGCAAAUUCCAUGAUGUCCGACCCCUUAUCAGUCGCCGGUAGCGCCGUUGGGAUCAUUUCUCUUGGUCUGCAGGUUUGUGGCAAGAUCAUCAAGUAUUCUCAGGACUUGCGUGGCCAAGACGAUGAUCUCGAUCGUCUUGUGACCAAGGCAGAGCAUCUUCGUGCGCCGCUGAAGGAAUUACAAGACUUGAUCGAAGAUACGAGAAAUGAGUCAUCAAAGACAGCGGAUGAUCUUGAAUCGAAGGCACUUGGUCUUCAAGUCUAUGUUGAAAGGUUGAAGAGGAAAAUUGAGCAAUACCAACCUGUCUCAACUGGAGGCGCGCAUGGAAAUGGAAAAGCUCGAUCGACAUUUAAAAGGGCGGUUUACCCUUUCAAGAAAGAGUCUCUUGGGGAAAUCGCGUACUGUCUGGAUAGUAUGCAAAUGACCUUACAGACCACAUUAGCCAUCUCGACGGCGCGGAAACUUUCCACAUUCGAGUCGAAGCAAGAUGCCUUUGAUGCUAAACAAGAUCGUAUUCUCGUAUUGGCAGAGGAAAUGAAAACACUACAGCUUGCCAUACAAAGCUCGUCACCACAAAGGAUUCGCCAACUACCACCAUCUCAAAUAAGAUCAUGGUGUGAUCAUCUCAACAACUCAAAGUCACUAGGCUUACUUCCCCGUGCGCAGAAGAACUCUCGAGCCAAACAAUUCAGAAAGAGUUACAGCUUUUGUAGCAGGUGGCUUGGUUUCUACCUCACGGGGACAUUUUAUCUUUCAACCGGGUCUGGUGGACUUUCAAUUGCACCAUCAUUAAAAUUAUGUGCUCUUGUAGGGCCUGGAAGCUACGCAGAGCAGGUCUUCGAAGUACUGAGUGGCUUAAACCCCGUUGAACUCAUGGAAGAACCGUCCAAUAGAAUCGAUGAGUUUAUUCAAUACUCGCAGAUUCAAUUUUCGGACGGAAGGGCGGCACCAACUGAUAGAUUACAGAGAGGCCCUGAAACCGUUUCCAUGAUAAAUAUCCCAUUCUAUUACUUCUUCCAGUGUUCGUUCCUUGAACGUGAACAAUUUCCAAGUCUUUGCAGAUUAACCCAAUAUAUGUUACGCUGCGGUGCCACUCUUGACCAUCAGGAUAAUCUGCAGUCAUGUCUUCCCGCCUUGUGCUGCUCGUAUCUUUGGACGGAAGAGGAAUACACCUUUGUCUCUCCUUUAAUAGAGAGAUAUGGGUCAAUAAACUGGGCUCCGCGAAAUUGGGUCGAAAAGGCAAAUAUGCAAACCAUUUUAGAGAGAUAUGACGAUUGGAUUGAAUUGCCGGCUGCAUAUAUCGCCGUUCUUCGGGAAUCAGAAGAAGACUUGAAAGAGAUCCUCACAUCGGCGGCCCCACACCUCGACACUAAAAUCAAUGAUAUAACCUUGCUUCAGUUGGCAAUGGGCUGGCCAACGGGUGUGAGCCUGCUGCUCGAAGCAGAAUCAAGUGCACCCUUACCGACCAGAUAUCAUAGGAAAGCUCGUAGGAACAUCACCGAUGAUGAUACAAAAAUUGGCAAAUACAUUGAAUCCUGCAAGGUCUUGUUCGAGGCUGGAUACACAGUUAUGCCAUCGCAAAUCUUUGACGCCUCAACAAUCAAAUUGCAAUGUGUCUUGUUACAGGAGCUAGCUAAUCGGCGACGAAAAUUGUUGGAUAUCGCAGAAGCCCAUAUUGAUCCCACCGAACUUUCAAAGCUCAGACAAGGAGAAACUGGGCUUCCUGAUGCGCAUAGCUUUUGUCACUACGCUACAUUGGUCGCCAAGGGGGUCAAUGUUAACCCUUCUUUGGACCCUGGACGAACGCAAUCUGGUUUGUCGAUAUACCAUCACACCGUCUCAUCUUCACUCAAAGUUCUGGCUUCACUCGAGCUCCUGAAGAAGAUAUAUAAAGUCGGUUUCAGAGAUCUAGAUCAAACCGGACCUGAUGGUUUUACACCGCUGAUGGAUCGGUGUAUAGACCCGUCAUCCGAAUCUGACCUUGAAUCAAUUGUCUGGAUGGCUUUAAACGGGGCGAACCUUUUCCGGCAGAUCCCAGGGUCAAAUGCGACAGCCUUCCAUCUCCUGAAUGCGAAGUUGGCUGCAAAAGUCUUUACGGGAUAUUACACGGCCAAGAUUGGCCAUAUAUCCUCCUAUUUAAGGGACAAGACUUGUUGCAUUUGGCAGCUUGACGAGAAUAUGCUAUCGGUAUCAAUCAAGGACUUUUGCUCCUGUUCGUGCUCUGUUGGAGGAUGCACUGCAGUAUCAGUGGCUGUUCGUCAUGUGGUUUACAAUUUCUUUAAAUCAAGAGACGGAAUACACAAGCUCUCAGCAGCGUUCCUUCAAUUCCUCCAAUACAUUGUUGAUUUUAAUCAAUCUGAUUCCGAAGUUUGCCAUGCAAUCAUCAGGAGUCUCACUUUCGAUGGCCUCAGUUUGAGGCACACAUGUUGCACUGAGCUCCAUCGCUGGCCCAUUACUGAGCACAUCAGAGAUGAAAGUGAGCUCCGUGAGAUCAUAGAAGAGCAGAAGGGUCUACUUGAAUAUCUUGAGGAGCUUGUGGCUGAAUUCUAUGCUCGGUUUGACGCUCUAAAUGUGCCGUUAAUCGACUUUCUCAAGCAUGUUUGGUAUGGGCGCAUGGUCAAGUUCCAUUCUCACCGCGACCAUUUUGACGAGAAUCAUCAUCGCGAAGUGAGAAAUCUCGGGAUCUCAUUGGAGUUUGAUGAAGUUGAAAUACCUCUUGUUAUUCAACUCAUUUGUGAUCAGGAGAGGAUACUUGAGAUUGAAGAGGAUGACGGCAGUGGUUCAUAACACCGUUCAGGUACAUUUGCUUAGGCUGGAG